AUGUCACAACGUUCCUCGCAACACAUUGUAGGUAUUCAUUAUGCUGUAGGUCCUAAGAUUGGUGAAGGUUCUUUCGGGGUGAUUUUCGAGGGGGAGAAUAUACUCCAUUCUGGCCAAUCCCAAACUGGCAGCAAGAGAGACUCCAGCAUAAUAAUGGCGAACGAGCCCGUCGCAAUCAAAUUCGAACCGCGGCACUCGGAUGCUCCUCAAUUGAGAGACGAGUUCAGAGCCUACAGGAUAUUGAAUGGCUGUGUCGGAAUCCCUCAUGCUUAUUAUUUCGGCCAAGAAGGUAUGCAUAACAUUCUGAUCAUAGAUUUACUGGGGCCCUCGUUGGAGGAUCUUUUUGAAUGGUGUGGGAGAAAGUUUUCCGUCAAAACAACUUGUAUGGUAGCCAAGCAGAUGAUUGAUAGAGUGAGAGCAAUUCAUGAGCAUGAUUUGAUUUAUCGCGAUAUUAAACCCGAUAAUUUUUUAAUUUCUCAAUACCAAAGACUAUCACCUGAAGGGAAGGUCACCAAGUCAUGCGCCUCUUCUUCUAAUAAUGAUCCUAAUUUAAUUUAUAUGGUAGAUUUUGGUAUGGCAAAGCAAUAUAGAGAUCCAAGAACUAAACAACAUAUACCCUACCGUGAAAGGAAAUCAUUGAGUGGUACUGCCAGAUACAUGUCUAUCAAUACUCACUUUGGUAGAGAGCAGUCGCGUAGAGAUGAUUUAGAGUCACUCGGUCACGUUUUUUUCUACUUCUUAAGGGGGUCUUUGCCAUGGCAAGGUCUGAAAGCACCAAAUAACAAAUUGAAAUACGAAAAAAUUGGUAUGACCAAACAGAAAUUGAACCCCGAUGAUCUUUUAUCAAACAAUGCUAUUCCGUAUCAGUUUGCCACAUAUCUAAAAUAUGCACGUUCUUUAAAAUUUGAGGAAGAUCCCGAUUACGAUUAUUUAAUAUCAUUAAUGGAUGACGCCUUGAGAUUGAACAAUUUAGAGGAUGAUGGGCAUUAUGAUUGGAUGGAAUUGAAUAAUGGCAAAGGCUGGAAUAUAAAAGUCAACAGAAGGGCUAACUUGCAUGGGUACGGCAAUCCGAAUCCAAGGGCUAAUGGUAACACGACAAGAAAUAACACUAAUAUGAACUCAAAAACCCGAAAUACUACGCCAGUGCCGACAGCUAAGCAACAAGCUCAAAACAGCAAUAAGGACAAUUCGAAAUCUAGAAUUUCAUCAAACCCACAAAGUUUUAUUAAACAACAACUUUUGAAGAAAAAUGAGCCCAAUAGUAAAUAUAUUCCUGAAACACAUUCAAAUCUUCAACGACCAAUGAAAAGUCAAAGCCAAACGUACGACUCUAUCAGUCAUCCCCAAAAUUCACCAUUUGUAACAUAUUCAAGCUUAAAACCCAAUCCUAAAAGAAGUACUAACGAGCAUAACUUACCAAAUCACUAUUCAAAUUUCGCGAAUAAGAAUAUCAAUUACCAAAGCCAACACUACGAACAAGAAAACGAUGUUUAUUCAAGUAACGAAAAUGAGACAUUUUGUUCUAGGUUUUAUAACUACUGUUGCUGCUGCUUUUGUUGCUGUUAA
Saccharomyces eubayanus is the source of this 1566-nucleotide messenger RNA. It is a transcript of the gene YCK3, whose product is annotated as casein kinase YCK3. Gene Ontology annotation, molecular function: ATP binding; protein serine/threonine kinase activity. The record is from RefSeq and is a predicted model, not a curated record. Gene Ontology annotation, biological process: peptidyl-serine phosphorylation; signal transduction; endocytosis. Gene Ontology annotation, cellular component: nucleus; cytoplasm. The transcript has a single exon. The coding region runs from base 1 to 1566 and encodes 521 amino acids. NCBI's taxonomy places the organism in Eukaryota, Fungi, Ascomycota, Saccharomycetes, Saccharomycetales, Saccharomycetaceae.